This is a messenger RNA of Lytechinus variegatus (green sea urchin), 4175 nucleotides long. RefSeq names its product zinc finger protein 507-like. Gene Ontology annotation, molecular function: RNA polymerase II transcription regulatory region sequence-specific DNA binding; DNA-binding transcription factor activity, RNA polymerase II-specific. The record is from RefSeq and is a predicted model, not a curated record. NCBI's taxonomy places the organism in Eukaryota, Metazoa, Echinodermata, Echinoidea, Temnopleuroida, Toxopneustidae. Gene Ontology annotation, cellular component: nucleus. Gene Ontology annotation, biological process: regulation of transcription by RNA polymerase II.
CGUGAUAUUUUUGGAAUGACGACAAUGUCACGUGACCUGGGAAUACAAAUUUCAUCUCGAUCUCCGUUUUGUUGGUUAGGAAAUCCCCAAGUAAAGUUAGAAAAAUACUGCUCGUAUACUUGGUAACUUACCUUUCUUUGUCAUUUACAAGAUUAAUCUUUGUUUCUUCCAAUGGAAUGUUAGAUGGACACGUGAAGUGGAUUAUUUUGAGAAGAUAUUCAGAUGAAGGUAGAGACGUGACUGGGAUGGACUUCAAGAAGCAUCUUCCACAAUGAAGGAGAAUGAGGAGUCAGCCAUUCCCGGAAGGGUUCUUGUGGAACCCAUCGAGUUUGUUGACUUCAUUGAGAUUGCCGAGAGAAAGCAUGGCAGUCAUCGAGCUAGCCCAGAGAGGGAUAUGCCUAUGAAGAAAGGGUUGAAGGAUGCACAGUUCCAUCAGGACCACUCUUACAAUUGCCUACAGAUUGCUCUGCAAGAGAACAAAAUAUCCCCUAGGAGAGAUGGGAGUGUUCACAAAGAGGUAUCUCCAAGAAUUCCGACUUCAUCAAAAACUCCAAGCAAGGAUGAGGUGUUGUCUGUGGUCAUCCAGAAACUUACUGAAUUGGUGAAAAACAGUGAGCAGAAGCAGAAGGAUGACCUUGACUCGAGUAUUGAGGAUGGUGAAGAAGAUGAACAUAGGUCGGGAAAGAGCAAAGAGGAUGGGAGAACUAAAUUGUACCAGUGUCCCAACUGCCCUUGUCUCUUUGCUGUCCGAAAACACAAUUCAGGUCAGCUGUGCUCCUGUUGUGUGCGAGACAGCAGAUGUACCAGUCCUGAGGAGAUUGAAGAAGAAGACACUCCUGAGGCUCAUUGUCUACGAGAUGGUCAAGACCAUGGGGGAAUAGCAUGCGAUAUUUGUAUCUUCAAGGCACAAACAUAUGAUGAACUCCUCUAUCACCUUGCGACACACAAUGCAAAUAUCUUCCGCUGCAAGUUCUGCAACUUUGUUACCACAAAGCACGCAGCUAUUGAGAGCCAUCAAAGUGUCCAUAUGGCAAAGAAUGAGAAGAAAUGUGUAUGUAAUAUAUGUGGGUACAAGACUAGUGAAUUCAGCAGCCUUCAAGUGCAUAUAAAGAAGGAGCACCAGAGUGUCAAAGAAAUCCUUCUGAAAUGUUCUGUAUGUGGAUACAGUACCAGAAGUGAGAGUGGUCUCCGAGAUCACAUGUGGGGUCAUGUCAAUGCAGACAGAGAAACACAGCCACAAAGUCAGAAAGAACUUGAGAUAAGGAGACGUAAGUCCUCAUCCCCUUCCAGAUCAGAGACGGAGGAAAGGAAAGAACUAAAGAAAACUGUCCAAUCUGCUGUUGAGCAAGAUAUGAACACCAAGUUGUUUAAGUGUUUGCUCUGUGGAUAUCUUUGUGAGAAAUUGUCUACCCUGAAGGCACAUGCCUGGAGACAUGCAGGUCAGGAGGGAUGUUCAUAUCCUGUCAUGCACAAACUACAAGAUGCUAGUGAAAUUCUAUCUGGGGAGGUUUCUACUAAUCACAACACUGAAACUGGUUUCAGCUAUGUUGAAGUGACUGAGGAGGUUGAAAUUGCUAAGUUUGUCAGGGAAAGUCCAAGAAGAAAACAAAUCAAAGAAAAGGGUAAAUGCCAAUGCUCUCCUAUCAUGCUGCCAGAAGAGGAACAUGGUAUCGUGCAGAAGGUGUUUGCAGAUGCCACCACAGUAGAUCCUGAAAAAGAGAGCAACACCUCUCCCACAACAUUGGUCCCGCAAGAUCAUUGUGCAGCUUCAUCAACUGUCAGUGUGAUUAAGAAGGCUCCUGAGGUAGCGAAGGAUUGUUCCCAGGAAGAAGCACCUUUGUGCAACUCUUUGGUCAUUGAGCAUCAGAAUGUCAUUGGCCAUGAACAGGUUUCUGACACUUCAUAUUCACAUGUUAUGCCUCUUUCAGUGUGCGAUGUUUUGAUAGAAGAAGUUGUGACCACUGCCAAUGAAGAAAUUGCUGUUAAGGAAGAGGAUAUGAUUCUUGCACAACUUGGGCUUUGUGAUGCAAUUACAGAAACAGAAAAGGCACAAACUAUAAACACACUGCGUUGCGCACAGGAGCAUGUUGAAUCAGAUGGGGAGGAAGGUAAAGGAGAAAACAGACAGAACCAGAAGAGGAAAGCACCAUGCAGUUCACCUGCCCUGGAUAGUAAAAAGAUAUGUACCAAGCCAGGUAUCAGCAAGAUGUUACUAAGUGCGGUAGAUGAUGCAUUGCAGGUGAGAAGAGAAAUGGAGAAAAUCAAUCAGGACAGAUCAAGCAGUGACCCUGUCAAAGCCAAAGAAAGUAUUAAGGAUGCAGUUGCCACUGCCACAUCUAUGCAGAAUUCAGAAAACUCAUCUGUCCAAACCCAUGUGUGCUCCCAGGGAUCAACACCAGUCUUGAAGUGCCAGAGAUGCCCAGCCACCUUCUGGCAUCCUCAAAGACUACAGCACCACAUGGACACCCAUGAAGCUAUUCUGAAAUGCAGUGAUUGUUCCCUCAGCUGCAGUAGUGAAAUAGCACUCAGGGAUCAUGUCAAGAAAGUCCAUCUUACUGCCAAAUCCACCAUAUGCCCUACUUGCCACAAAGAGGUGAAUAAUGAAUCCCCCAAGGACCAUGAGCAGACCUGCGUGCUGAAGUGCUGGUACGGUUGCAGAGAAUGCGAUUAUGUGGUCAGCUCCAUGGAGGAACUGCAGGCCCAUUGUCAAAAAACCCAUCAGAAACCCUACAAAUGUGGGAUGUGUAACUAUUCCUCAGCCACUGCUAAUGGCAUCAAGAACCACAUGAAGUUCCACAAUGCGGACAAGCCUUACAAGUGUAACUUGUGCGACUUCAGUGGUGCCUACCCUCAGAGCCUCCGUUCUCACAUGAAGAAGCAUUCAACCAGCAGUCCAAGUCUGUCUAGUGAACAGUACAAAUGCAAGUUCUGUCCCUACAUCAGUGGACAUCUCCCGUCAAUGAAAUCUCACAUGUGGCGCCAUACCAGUCAUCCAGGCUAUGAUUACGAUGGACAAGACAUCAUCAAGAUGGUUGUCAAAGUCGAGAAAUGCAACUCCAAGGGGAAGGACCAACAGGAAAAGUUGUCAGAAGUCCCUACUAAAGCAAGUAUCGUUGACACCCGUAUGAAAGAUAAAGCUGAAGGAAGAAAAAAAUCAGUAGUAAUUCCUUCACCUGACAAACCCAAGGAUCCUCCAAAUUCUAAGCAAAUACAGUAUGGUUCGGUCAUUUUUCAAUGUUCUCAGUGUGGUUAUAAGAGUAAUGAUCACAGUUGCCUAGUAGAGCACUUGAGAGAACAUCUAGCAAACACUGACAAUUCAGGAAAAAGUUAAUGAUCAAUUCUCUUUUAUAUCUUUAUAGGCAAUUCUUAUUGACAAACACGUGUGGGUUUAUAGCAAUGUAAAAUACUUAUUGGAUUUUUUUUCAUUUUGUUGCAUUGCUGAAUUUUAAUAGAUCUUUUGCUGCAAAAUUUUUUAGUACCAUAUCAAAUCUGUAGAGAAUAUUCAAUUUUUUUCCAAGUUGUUUUUGUCCAUUUGUUUUUCUGUUAGAGAGAGAGAGGGAGGGGGUAGGAUAAGUAACAUGCCGAUCAUUUCUUUGUUCAAAGUUGAUGUCCUGCGUUGAUGUAGCAUUCCAUUUUUUAGGGUUGGAGAAUCAUAUUUACAAGUCAUUUAUCAGCUUUCAAAUUGAAAAAAGAAAAAAUUAUAGAUUUUAUGGCAUAAUUAGGCAAAUCCAAAAGUCAAUGUCAAUUCACAUCACAAUGAUAUGCAAAUUCAGAUUAAUUUCUUACUAGGAUUCUUGUCGACUGCAGAUGUAUACAUUGUACAUGUACUUUAUUUUUUCAGUGUGCUGUGUAAAAGUCGUAUAUAGUAUGACAUCUGUUGUAGAACAACAAUUCACCUUGAGUUAUGCUACAUAUUGGAACAAGAUCAAAAUGAAGUGAAUAAUUGGAUUUAUGUGUAUUUCAGUUGUUUCGGUAAUACCUCGUUUAAUGGAUGGGGCGCUCUCCAAGGAACUGAAUUUCAAAAUUGGAAUUUGUGUGCUACUGCAUCUAAAGUUUUUUUUCAAUUGUUACAUGUUAUCACUCAUUUUAAAGACAAACUUCAUUUUGAAUUUUACCAUAUUCUAUUUCAGAAAAAGAAAUAUACAAGUAACAUUCCCUGAUAAAUGGCUGUAAUU